UGCGCACAAAAUAUGGCUCAUUUGACAACAAUGGCGACAGUUCAGCUGAUGUGACAGGACACUGGGUGAAUGGUUAUUUCUGUUUAAUUGUAUAAUCUUGCUGGUGUAUCACCAAACAAGCGAGAGAUCUGUUUUUAGAAUAAGUGUUUCCAUUAAUUCAAGUUUCGUUUGACGAGAAUUAAAAGUUGUUCUUGAGCACCAGUACAGUGAAAGUGCUAUGAUGAUCUAGACCUGACCUAUCUUGUAAUCGCUGGCGUCUGUACGUAGAAUAAUGAAGGAAUAUGCCUAGGAAAAAGCGAAGUAAUAUUGGACAAGUAAAUUCUAAAGCCAAAAGAAAACAAAGAACAGAAACACCUGAAGAGCGCGAAGCCCGACUUGAACAACAUCGUGUAAGAGUGGCUUUGUCAAGGGCAACAGAAACAUACCAUAGACGUCAAGCUCGACUUGCUCAACAGCGAGUAAGAACUGCUUUGUUAAGGUCUGCAGAAACAACUUUGCAACGUCAAGCUAGGCUUGAACGGGGUAGAUUAGCUACUGCUUUGUCAAGGGCUACAGAAACAAUUCUACAACGUCGAACUCGACUUGAGCGAGAUAGAUUGGCAACUGCUUUGUCAAGGGCUGCAGAAACAACAAUACAACGUCAAAUCCGCCUCGAAGCAUACCGAAUUUAACUUAAAGUUAAGAGUGCCUCCAAUGAAGUGUGAAGCCAUGGCCGAUAUAAUCUUGUCGAAACGAAAACAUCCUUUCUUCAACCCUGCGUGGGAAGAAAGAUAUUUGUUUACAACACUCGAUAGUGGUCCCGUAUGUUUAGUGUGUCACAAAGAAAUCUCACACUACAGAAAGUUUAAUUUUUCUCGUCACUACAACGCGUUCCACGCGAAUGCGUAUGCACACUACACGUACGACAAGCGAAAGGCGGAAGUUAGACGACUGAAGGCCCAGUUGGCUGAAGAAGAAGAAUUAAUCAAUCUAACCAUGGAUACUGCCGACGCUCCAUGGGAAACAAAAUAUUUUUUUACGAAGCACGAUACAGGCCUUGUAUGCCUGGUGUGCCACAAGAAGAUGUCUCACUUGAAACAGUACAAUUUUCAACGGCACUACAAUGCAUUCCAUGCGAGUGCGUAUGCAGACUUCACGCAUGAUAAGCGAGUGGCGGAAGUUCAACGACUCAAGGUCCUCCUGGCAGAAGAAGAAGCGUUACUCAAUCAAGAGAAUGGUUUCUUCAACCCUUCGUGGGAAACUUUAUACUUUUUUACGAAGUACGAGGAUGGUUUAAUAUGUUUGGUGUGCUUCACAAUGGUGUACGACAUAAGAAAAUACAAUCUCGAACGGCAUUAUAACGCGUUCCACGUGAAUACGUAUGCCAAGCUUACGCACGAAGAGCGUUUGGCAGAAGUUGAAAAACUCAAGGCCAAGCUGGCAGAAGAAGAAGAGGAGUUAGCUUACGAAAUGGCCAACCAGAAACAAAGUCGAAGAAGGUUUCUAGGAAGGCGAGAAAAUCGCCAGGCACGUCUAGAAAGGACAGAAGACCCAGCGUCUGAGGACAAUGCAAAGUCGGAUCCCUUACGCGCCAUAUCUUCUCAAGAGUUAGCCUCACAUCCAUCGGAACCAAUAGUUACGGAGGUGUCUGCAAAAACAGAUCUCCAGCACUCCAUAUCUUCUCAAGAGUUGAAAGAAGAGUUUAUAAUGCCGGAACCAAUGGUUACGGAGGCGUCCAUAAAACAAGAGCCUCAGGAGUUGGAAGAGUCCUCCACGCAACCAAUAGAAGCAGUGUUCUUGGACGAGUCCAUCAAAUUGGAACCUCUGGAACCGAUCACACAAUCCACGGAACCACUGUUCGGUGAGGAAUCCACAGCCUCGGAAAUCAAACCGUUCCAGGAGUCCACCACGCAGCCAAUAGAAUCAUUAUUCUUGCCGGAGUUCUUAAAGACGGAGCCCCAGGACUCUGACACGGGACAAACAGAACCAUUGGUCUUCGUGGACCCCGUACAAACGAAACCUCAAGAGGAUCCAGUACAAACGAAACCUCAAGAGGAUUCCGUACAAACGAAACCACAACAGCUUCAAACGACCAAACGGGCACCGAAGCCACUGGUCUUGCAUCAGCCUUUACUCUUGAAACCCCAGGUUUCUCAGGAGUUAAAUAAAAUUAACCAAAGAAGUAACGGAGGUCCGGUUCGGAAAAUAUUGGUGAUCAGUAAUAAAACUCCGUUGAAAAUCCAACCAUCGGAUAUUGUUCUUCAGAAAUUAAAUAAAAAUAACCAAGUCAGUAGUGGAACCGGGGUUAAGAAAAUAUUCGUGAUCAAAAAGCCUGCGUUGAAAAUCCAACCAUCGUCGUCGAAUCUAAAUCCAACGCCAGAAUUGAAUCUUGCGCAAUCUUCGUCGCAAGAGAAACCCAAAGAAAGUACGCAGGAGACGAUAUCCAACAAAAGGAAACACCCAGAAAGUUCGACUAAAGUCCGCGGUCAUACCGGGAGUUUAGAAGUAUUGUUUAAGGGUGCUGACAUGAACGAGAAAUUCGGGCAGUACGUUACGUUGGAAUUGCAGAACUUGGCCUUUGAGGAAAGUAGAAGAUUCUUAAAGGCGCGGAUAAGAAAGGCGAUCCAAGAGGCUGUCGAGUUUGACGAAUCCCGUACAAUACUUGACGACACCUGUGUUCUUCGAAAUUCACAAAAUAAUAGGAAUGACCACUGAUAUAA
Messenger RNA from Hylaeus anthracinus, 2699 nucleotides. Its product is annotated as von Willebrand factor A domain-containing protein DDB_G0286969-like. The record is from RefSeq and is a predicted model, not a curated record. The transcript has 9 exons. The coding region runs from base 694 to 2694 and encodes 666 amino acids. Lineage: Eukaryota; Metazoa; Arthropoda; Insecta; Hymenoptera; Colletidae.